UUCAAAACUGGGUAAGUUAUGUUAUGGCAUUUAUGUUUUAUAACUUAUCAAUUUAAUAAUGUACACUACGGCCGGUUGGAUUUACAAACUAUUAAAUGUAUAGAGGUGUGAUAUAAGUGUGAUAUAGGUAUAUUCAUAUCGACAACAGGUGGGCUUACGGACCCAGGUGCCGACUGAGAGUAUCACCAAUGUCGAAAAUAGCACCGAUGAUCAGCUACCCCCAUGAGGGGGGCACUACGACGGAGGCCGUGUACCCCCCUUCACAAGGCGGCGCUUACCCCGACGACCCUGCCUAUCCACCUCCUCCACCCCCGAUGCCGUCGGGAUAUGCCCCGCCCCAGCAUGCCACAUUCGGCGUGGUGGACACUCAGCCCCGCCCCCGAAAGGACAAUGACAGCAGCAAGAGUUCCAACUCAACCAUCUUCGGCGGUUCAUUUGACGAUGAUGCCGUGAGAAGAGGCUUUAUAAAAAGGGUUUACAGUCUCCUAUUCAUCCAGCUGCUGUUUACAUUUGGAAUAGUUCUUGUUUUCUCUCUCGUGACGUCAGUCAAGGAAUUUGUUAAAAACAACCCAGCGGUUUUCUAUGCUUCGUUUGGAGUUUUCAUACCAGUAUUCAUUGUGCUUGUCUGCGUUAAGAAAGUACGGAGAAAGCAUCCUGCUAAUCUUAUAUGUCUUGCGAUUUUCACGAUAGCGUUUACAUACCUGGUAGCAACAUUGAGCAGUUUCUUCGACACUAACAGCGUGAUAGUGGCCGCGGGCAUUACGGCCAUGCUGUGUCUCGCCAUCACGCUGUUCGCCAUACAGACCAAGAUCGACUUCACCCUAUGUACGAGCCUGUUCUUCUGCAUCUUAAUCGUCCUCAUCUACUUCGCUUUUGUCAGUAUCAUACUCAGCUUUGUCGUGCCCGACGGACGGUUCAUUGACGGCGUGUACGGAACUCUUGCGGCAAUGCUCAUCUCCUUGGUCCUUGUGUACGACACCCAGCGGAUUAUCGGCGGCAAGAGCGAGGAGUUGAACCCAGAAGAGUAUGUGUAUGGGGCUCUCCAGCUCUAUAUUGACGUCGUCGUCUUGUUUCUAAUUAUCCUGGCCGGCUGUGGAAAAUCUGGAUGAUCCCAUGACGCGUUCGGGACACACAAGUAUAGGCAAUUGUAACGAGCUUCGCGAUAUAACCGAGUGGGAUCCGGUCGUAUUAUGAGUAGUGGCCAAAACCACUUACAACUUACUUCGUCCAUACAUUAUUCCCGAUUACUUGUUGUCUCAAACAUACUUCAAUUGAAUCUAUCACGCUCUGGUGUACGAGAAUGGUCUAGCAUACUUCAAUCUAUAUGAUUCGUUCAAGUCUCAUAGUGUUGGGUGAAAGCUAUACAUGUUCUACACUGGACUAUUCUCUUUGUUUGACAUUUUCAUUAAGUACCCUUGGCAUUUACGGUGCUCAUGUACGCAUUAAUUCAUCAUGUAAUGAGAUUUAUGCAGUGUUUAUUGGACCUGCAGAUUACUGGAAUUUGACGUGUCCCUAGACUAUUUUGUAUCCAAGGUGUCAUAAGGUCUACCAAGUAAUACACGGGCUCUAGUUCAUUCAUUGGCAUUGUACUCUCUCUCUUGUAAGCAAUAUUUAUUUUGCACCAAGCCCCAAAAGGCUCGACAAAGCGGAUGACGGACGAAUGCUAUCAAACAUGUCGAGGUUGCCAUCAUUCAUCAUCCGCAUUCCAGUAUUAUCAACAAUAGUGGGCGCCGCAUUGAAGUGCACGCCAAUUGGAACCCCUGGAAUAGGAGCGGUUAUUAUGUGAUUACUGUUGAUGGUUUGCUGUUAUGUUUUUUUUCUUCAUAAUUUGCUGUCAUUUUUAAAAUAUUGCAACAAUAUUGAAUAAUGUUUUUUAUGUUUGAAAAUUAUAUACAGUAAAACUGCGAUCGUUCGAACAAGCGGUCGUUCGAGAACCGGCGUUCCCUCGAGGUCGGAGCUUGGUCCCGAACUUUUUCCUUCUAUUUUCAUAUAAGAUAAACCUACGCUGCAUCGAAACCUAAUUAUGUCGAGGAGUCGAGCAAUAUUCUUGGUCCCAAGUACACAAAUCAUGCACAAAACCUUAUGGCUCCCUCGAGGUCAUAAUUUCACACUUUUUCCCGAACGCAUGUUUCAAAAUAAACAAACAAUUGCUAGGUAUUUAAAUUAUCGCAAGUUGUUAAAAUUGCAAUGACAGUUUAAAGGCAAUUUAUAAGGUGUGAACAACCGUUUAACAAUGUUAACGCAUGACCGGUAUUAGUUGAUAUGGGCGGUUUAGAACAUAAUUAUGAGAAGUUAAUGACGAGCAGUUAAUUGUGAGAAAUGUAAAUGAGUAAUAAAAAUAUGAAUAAACACUACGAUAUCGAUCCAACAUCGGAAUAUCUGAAAAUAUUUCCUUUUUGUCACUUUGCUUUGCAAUAUGGCUAUUUGGUAAAAAAAUCGAUUUAUUGAUAUUUCUUUUACAUUUUAUAUUUAAGUAUACAUAAAGUAAACGACAGCCUUUGAACAUAUCAGCGAUUUCCACAACGCAACACAUAAUCGUUGUCUUAGUAAACAGACCACUUCAUACUUGAAAUACACUGAAAUAUAUUUCAUAACAGACUGGAGAAUUGAAAAUCGGGUCGUUCGAAACAUCGGUUCCCUCGAGGUUUAGGCUCGGUCCCCGGCGACUUCGAGCGAUCGCAGUUUUACUGUACUUACAUACAACACACUCUAUUUAGCAUGUGCAUGUAAUUAUAUAUCCAUACCACCAGGACCCCGUACCAUAUAGGUUGGCUUACUCGUAAACCUUACGCCGCUUAAGAGUGCUCAGGUGCACACGUAAAGUCACGGGCAUAAUCUAUGCAAUAAAUGUCCCUUCAAUAUAAAAAUACACGCAAUUUACGCACAAAACGAGGUUACGUCUGCAAAUUUUCGAUCUUAAGCCAUUCGAUCUUUAUAGAACCGGGACCCAGGUCGUCUGUUAUGUAGUUUUGAAGUCGUUCUUGCAUACCUGGAGCUGUGUCAUCAAAGAUACUAGGAGUGAUUUCAUACCUAGAAGCGACCUUUAACAGAGCACUACUGCUGUUGAAAGGCUCUCCCUAGUAGCAUACUUUUUAUGUUAUGUUUGUUUUUGCUUUACUAAACCAUUCGGUCGGGUUAAGCUGGGUGCCAUAGUUGUUGACUAAGUCGGGUUAAGCUGUGUGCCAUAGUUGUAAAUAUAUACAUGUUAUUGUAGCUUUAACAUUUUUACUGAAAUCAACCUUUUCCUCUUUUCUUUGUUUGAGCGAUGUGUUUUGUUAUGUUGUCAUGCAAUAAAAUAUUCG
Messenger RNA from Mya arenaria, 3302 nucleotides. Its product is annotated as protein lifeguard 3-like. The coding region runs from base 189 to 1109 and encodes 306 amino acids. The record is from RefSeq and is a predicted model, not a curated record. Gene Ontology annotation, cellular component: membrane; endoplasmic reticulum; Golgi apparatus. Gene Ontology annotation, biological process: negative regulation of apoptotic signaling pathway. The transcript has 12 exons. Lineage: Eukaryota; Metazoa; Mollusca; Bivalvia; Myida; Myidae.